Messenger RNA from Gadus morhua (Atlantic cod), 3562 nucleotides. It is a transcript of the gene ralbp1, whose product is annotated as ralA binding protein 1. Gene Ontology annotation, cellular component: membrane. NCBI's taxonomy places the organism in Eukaryota, Metazoa, Chordata, Actinopteri, Gadiformes, Gadidae. Gene Ontology annotation, molecular function: small GTPase binding; GTPase activator activity. The record is from RefSeq and is a predicted model, not a curated record. Gene Ontology annotation, biological process: small GTPase-mediated signal transduction; endocytosis; positive regulation of GTPase activity. Bases 124 to 2223 code for a protein of 699 amino acids. The transcript is spliced from 10 exons.
CGCAGACUCAGAAGGGUUUAUUUAGUAUAUGGAAAGCCGGAAGCGUUACUGUGAAAUUGACCGAACGGACUACUAGUUGGUGUGAUGUAAUGCCGCCAGAGGCCUGAGUAGGGCAGAGCAGCCAUGACGGAGUGCUUCCUGCCCCCCAGUGGCGGCAGCCCCUCGGAGCAGCGGCGGGCUGAGCACCCGGGGGGUGCCGCCCGCACCCCCAGCUCCGAGGAGGUCAGCCCCACCAAGUUCCCCGGGCUGUACCGCACGGGGGAGCCCUCGCCGCCGCACGACGGCCACCACCACCACCACCACUACGAGCCGGCCGACCCCUACCUGUCGGAGGACGACAAGGAGCACGGCAAGAAGAAGAACAAGUUCAAGAAGAAGGAGAAGAAAACCGAAGGCUACGCCGCCUUCCAGGAGGACAGCUCGGCGGACGAGGCCGAGAGCCCCUCCAAGAUGAAGCGCUCCAAGGGCAUCCACGUCUUCAAGAAGCCCAGCUUCUCCAAGAAGAAGGAGAAGGACUUCAAGGUGAAGGAGAAGGGCCCCAAGGAGCCCAAGGAGAAGGAGAAGGGCCCCAAGGAGCCCAAGGAGAAGAAGGAGGACAAGGACAAGGAGAAGGAGAAGAAGUCCAAGGACUUGACGGCUGCCGACGUGGUCAAGCAGUGGAAGGAGAAGAAGAAGAAGAAGAAGCCGGUCGAGGCGGAGCCGGCGCCGUUGCUCGUGGAGGCCCCCGCGUUCAGGCCCGUCUUCGGGGCUCCCCUGGCCGAGGCCGUCAAGAGGACGGCCCUGUACGACUGCAUCCAGCUGCCAGCCGUCUUCAGGGAGUGUGUGGACUACAUCGAGAGCUACGGCAUGAAGUGUGAGGGCAUCUACCGAGUGUCGGGUAUGAAGUCCAAGGUGGACGAGCUGAAGGCGGCCUACGACCGCGAGGAGUGCCCCUGCCUGGAGGAGUACGACCCUCACACGGUGGCCAGCCUGCUGAAGCAGUACCUGCGCGAGCUGCCCGACCACCUGCUGGGCCGGGAGCUGGUGCAGCGCUGCGAGGACGCCUGCGGCCGACCCACGGAGGCCGAGAAGGUGGCGGAGAUCCAGAGGCUGCUGACGGAGGCGCCGCCCGGCGGCGGGCUGCUGCUGGCCUGGCUGGUCACGCACAUGGACCACGUCAUCGCCCGCGAGGCCGACACCAAGAUGAACAUCCAGAACAUCUCCAUCGUGCUCAACCCCACCGUCCAGAUCGGGAACAGAGUGCUGUACAUCUUCUUCACCCACGUGAGGGAGCUGUUUGGAGACGUGGUCCUGAGGCCCGUGGUGCGUCCGCUGCGCUGGUCCAACAUGGCCACCAUGCCCGCGCUGCCCGAGACCCAGGAGAGCAUCAAAGAGGAGAUCCGAAGACAGGAGUUCCUGCUGAACUGCCUGCACAGGGACCUGCAGGCCGGCGUGAAGGACCUGUCCAAGGAGGAGCGGCUGUGGGAGGUGCAGCGCAUCCUGACCGCCCUCAAGCGCACACUGAGAGAGGCCAAGAGACAGGAGUGCGAGAGCAAGAUAGCCCAGGAGAUAGCCAGCCUAUCUAAAGAGGAUGUUUCUAAGGAGGAAAUGAACGAGAAUGAGGAGGAGGUCAUCAAUAUCCUUCUUGCACAGGAGAACGAGAUCCUGACGGAGCAGGAGGAGCUGCUGUCCCUGGAGCAGCAGCUGAGGAGACAGAUCGCCACCGAGAAGGAGGAGAUCGAGAGGCUGAGGGCCGAGAUAGCAGACAUACAGAGCCGCCAGCAGGGACGCAGCGAGACGGAGGAGUACUCCUCUGACAGCGAGAGCGAGAGCGAGGACGAGGAGGAGCUUCAGCUCAUUCUGGAAGACCUGCAGAAGCAGAACGAGGAAUUGGAGAACAAAAACACCCACCUGAACCAGGCCAUCCACGAGGAGCAGGAGGCCAUCCUGGAGCUGCGUGUCCAGCUACGCCUCCUCCAGAGCCACAAGCUGCAACAGGAGCAGAGCGCACCGUCCGCCGUCGAACAGACGCCGCCCGCGGCUCCGCCCAGCCCCGAGUCCCGCGGCGAGGAGCCUACCGCCAAACGCCCCACUGCCGCCGCCGCCGCUGCUGCCGCCGCCGCCGCCGCCACAACCCCCGCCACUGCCGACCCGGCUGUCGCCGCCGUUCCCGCCAACGGGAAAGCGUGCAAGGAGCCGUCCAAGCCCUCACCGAGCAAAGACAGGCGUGAGGCCAACAUGUGAGAGGAAGGGGGGGGGGGGGGGGGUCACGUGUUCUUCUACCAUGGCGGUGGCUUUGAGCCGCCGUACGUGUGUCGGUGCUGGUGACAGCGGCCUCACACAGACCACUGGUGGGGCCCCGAAUGCAUUCAAAGCCUCCUUGGAACCAUAGGGGUAAAAGAUUAGGCCGAUGUCGCAAAGCCAACAGGAAAUUACCUUUUGGUUCGCUCAGCAUUUUGAGUAUCUCUUAAGUAAAACCAACCUCUCUCUAUCUUCUUGUCUGUCCUUCUCUCUCAGUGCAGCAAGAUAGGGCAUAGAAUGAUGAUAUUAUGCCAUAACUGGACAAGUUUCCCACGACAACCACUAAGGGUCACUCAAAAGAGCUCUGUGAUAAAUGAUGACUUCAUUGUUGAUCUGUGUAUUAUAUAUUUAAAUAGUGCUCUGGGUGUGAUGGAAGAAUUUUGUUUGUUUUUUUCAACUGCAUUGAUUUUAAUUAACUGGCUUUUUUAUUAAUAUAUAAAUGUAUCUAUAAAUAUAUUGUAGUUAUUGUAUUUGAUUGGUUGUUGGAACUGCAAAUGAAAAUAAACGUACCUGACCAUAGGACAAAAAGACAUGUCCGUUAAAUGACAAAAGUGCACGGCUCACUGCUACAUGUAUAUAAAAAACGUUCAAUAAUUGAGUCAGGUAAAUCUGCUCGGGCAUCUAUUUGUUUUUUUAACCAUCACCUUCCGUGAAUAUAUUUUUUGAUAUUCCUUCAAUGCAUUCAUGAGACAAAUUAACCUUUCUCUGUUACAUCAGUCUUAACAAAAAAAACAGCUCACAUCUGAAAAUGCUGAUUCAACUUAAUGGAAUGCUGACGCAUGUCUUGUGAUGACAAAAUGUACGAAAACUGAUUAGUCUAAGCAUUAAUGCUGAUUUUUUUUUCUCUUUCAUAGAUUCAGUUGCAAGUUUGUUUGUGAAAGUCAAUCAUUCAUAGUAACUGUCCAUUGCGGUAGUACUGUGGUAUUCUGUUGUAUCUGUGAUAUGUAAAGCUAAGGCAAAGCCUACUUUAUGUAUAUAAUGUAACAUUUUGGAAACAUACUGUAUUUUUCAGCUCUUAUUGUCUUACAUUAUCUGUAUUAUUACUGAUCUUCAUAGUGUUUGCUAGUGGGAUUCUCCCGGCAUUAGACAUUGGCUUAUCAAAGCAAUCACUUUUUCGGUAAUCACAAUUACUAUUCGUUAAUCUCUUGUGAUUGAAACCGGUUAAUACUAGAAGGAAAUCAUGCGCUUCUCAUAAAAGUAUUUUCAUAUGAUCCCAGGCUUUUGAAGCUUAUUGUUGCAGACAGAUUAAUACUGUGAAGAAUAAAGUGACAACCCAUGUGAA